Molecule: messenger RNA, 756 nt
Organism: Penicillium argentinense
Lineage: Eukaryota; Fungi; Ascomycota; Eurotiomycetes; Eurotiales; Aspergillaceae
Exons: 1
Coding region: 1-756 (251 amino acids)
Source: RefSeq, a predicted model, not a curated record
AUGGAUUCCAUUAUUCCUUCUGUUGACAACACCCUCACGUAUGGCGCCUUGGAGCUCGAGGGCCGCCGAUGGGCCAGGUGGCUCAGGGACCCCGCUGACGAGACCUGCGAGGUCUCCCGUUCGACGUUGACCCUCCAAGACCUAAUGAACGAUGGAUGGGAUGGGAAAGUCAGAGGCCCGGAUGGCAUAUGGACAGCCCCGACAACGGUGCUCGACAUUCCGAGAGACGGGCUGCCUGAUGAAAUUUUCGAAAUGGCCAUGGCACUUGAUCUCCCUGGUGAGUCCAUCUAUAGGGACAUUAGCUUCAUGAAGGUAAGUACCUCCAAGAACAAUUACUCUUUUGUGAUCGGUCCUGGGGUCAUCUGUUCCUGUUACGCAUCACGCACUGAUGGUCCACACUGGUCAGAAAUCGCACUGGCACUCUACCGUCACUUCCACGCCGAGGAGUUGAAAUACGUCUUCCGGAUCCAUGUGAUUAAUCAAAAGACAUUCGAUGUGGUCAAGAACCUACAUUACAAAUUUGGCUAUGAGUGGCCGAGUCCACAAGUGCGGCACUGGGAGGGCGGCUCCCCCGAAUGCAACAGUCUUCUCGCAACACCUAAUGUGCGAGGUGUUGCAGCCCUGAUGCUAGGUGAGUAUCCUCGUGGGACAAGCUACAUUUCGCGUGUUACGACCUGGACUGAAAAUUCGGGUCUUGGGAGGCCGGUGGGGCUGCAUAUGUGUAUUCACAUUGCGAGGACGGUGUUGUCCCGGUGA